GAAACAGAUGUCCCAAGCGUUACUCCCACAUCUGACCAGAGAAAGUAGGAAGAAGUUCUGCCGGCUCGGAAAGGAUGCUGUAGAGGAGCAUAUUUCACUGAAAACGGUAUGUACACGAGGUUUUAUGAAGUUUGAGCAGCAAAAUAUGUUGAAGUAGUGACAGUGUUAUCACCAGUAUUACGCUUUGAUCAAGAGUGUGAGGGCAGGCAUGGUGUUACAAGUCGGUGAACUGUUUAAAGAGCUGUUACUGAGAGAUAAGCCUGGCUGUGUGUUAUCAUGUGGUGUAGAAAUGUUCAAAAACAAAUGCUUUAAAGGUGUAACUUAGCACAUUUUCUCAAGUUAGGUAGGUUUAUCUGACUGUAAUCACGAGAUAAGCUGUAAGUUAUCUGUUUGGGUAGGCUGUUUAAAUGUGCUGUUAUUUUACAAUAGACUACAAAACACAGGUUUAAGAGAGACAACAGCAUUUGUUUUUACUCAUAUUUAUUUUAAGUCCAAUUAAGUACAGAUAUUUUUUGUAUACAAAAGUUGAAUAAGAUAGUAGUCAUUUAUUGAUGAUACUAUUGGUGUUUAUUAUGGAUCAGAUUUCUGUUGCUUUAGGCUACAUGUAGGACUUGUGUCACAACUUUUUCAUUGCAAUACAACUUUAACCAGGAAUUAUCUGAUGAUUUGACAGUGAUUUAACUAUGAUGUACCUCUUACACUGCUACACCUUUGUUAAGAGAAUAAAAGUAUGGUAACCCCAUAUCACUGCAAGUACAAGAGAAAACAGCAACAAUCAAUGAGUUCGAAGCAGCUGUGUUAGAAGACAACCUGGACUCUUAGUAGUUUAAUCCCUAGCACUGAAGUGUUCUGUAUAUGUUGAACAGGUUGCAUCCACAGAUAAACAGUGCUUUAAGACUAAUGUGGGUCAAUAGGCUGGCUGUUGGCAGUUGUUUGUGCCAGCAGCAGCAGAAUAAACAAUUUCCUACAGUCUUCAUGUUGACUGGCCUGCAGUGAUACUGUGGUGCUAAAGACAACACCUCUGUGUUGUUAUGCCUCCGGAGCCCACCAGCUCUUUUGUCAUCAGGGGGUACUCGCGGGUGAAAAGCUGUCACCACAUCCUGCUAGGCGCCUCAUACUGACCAUCAGUGUCUGAUUGGAGGCCUCAGAAAUGAUGACUCCGAGGGACAAGGUGUUGUGAACCCCGGGCAGCCCUUCAGCCUCUGGAGAACAAUGGCGUAUCUCUUCUUGACAGAGCUGCUGUGUCUGGCCAGCAUAUGGCCUCCAGUGACUGAGAGCAGUGACACAGUGCCUGUUGCCUCUACAUUGUCUGUCCCUGAAAACUAAGACCCUAGCACUACACAACAGUGGUGAUCUAAGAAAAGGAAAGGCAGGCACUGUUUAAGUCUCUGACACAGAUCAUUCGAACUUCUGCUUUUAUGUAAUCUCAGCCUCUAGUGUGCAUACUACAGACUUUCCACACUGAGAAAUUCUCCCCAAGACAAAGAUCUGACUCCAGUGAGGUGCUUUGUAAUCCAACACUUCAUUUUUUCCCUCUGCUGCUCCCCCCACAUCGAUGCACUUUCCUCCAGCAGCCCAUACUGUGCACAGAGCGGGUUCAUUUUGCUGAAUGGAUUUUGGCUUUUCAUCAGGCUCUGAAAUAAGGCCUGCUGUAAAGUCGUUUGGUUUCUUCCAUAGUAUCAGCAUUCAGUGGAGAAUCUUAAUUACAGGGUUCGAACAGGCCUCGGUCUGGUUUCAGGCAUCUCUCACUGUUUCCUCGGUGAGGCUGGUCCCCGUUGGUAAUUCCAGGGCUGACCACAGUGGUAAUGAGCGAGGCGGUUGUGGAGGCAUUCCAGGGGAUCGCAGCUCCAGAGGCUCAUGGGAAAGGGUGGCGGGGGAAGUCUGGGAGACAGUGAAUCCACAUUAUGAUCUCUUGCCAUAAACACCCACAUCCGUACAUGUUCAAAUAUCAUAGGCUAGUGAGCGGUGAGGAUGGGCUGGUCAGUCGCUCUCUUCUUGGACAUUUCCCCAGAUAGUUGUCAUUAGCAGUGAUCACAAUUAAGAUGUUAUGGCUACAUCAAUCAAGGUGGAGACAGUGCUAUCAGCAGCUAUCCCCUCUGGAAAUGGGCUGCUAUUCCUGGUACAGAGGAGACGUUAUUAUUCUUGGCUCUCCCUAGAAGCGAAAUCUCAACACUGCAGGUAUUUAUGAAAAAUUUGACAAAUAAGCAUCAACAUCUUGGAAAUAAGCUUCUCAACCAUGCAUCCACCCACCUACCCACUUACUCAACCUAGACCUCCGACCACAGACUCUUGUGAAAGUCGUCAGAGAGUUAUGGGGUGUAAGUGGGUAAAUCCCACAUCACCCUGCCUGUCUCUGAUUACCAGACUGGAUUCCUGUUGAUGUCUUUAGUUUAGAUUGCUGCAAUGUGGAGCCAUGUGUCUGCGAGUACAGUCGACCUAAAACCUCGCAGAGUGAAAACACUCAGCUCUGCAACUUUCCCCCACCUCUCACUGCAGCCUUGUCUCAAUAUCAGCCCAACAACGUGUUGUCAGCAGAUAUUGCGCCCACAGCAGCUUAUUGGGGCCGGUUGGUAGAUACAGGCCCUUUGUUGCAGUGUUGUUUUACUGACUCAAGCUGCCUGCGCUGCAUUGUGCUACCGGCUGCUCAUAUCUGCGUCAGUUCACAUGAGCUGCUGUGGUGAAUGGCUCAGACCUUUGGGAUUCACAAUAAUAUCCUGUUAGAGGAGGUUUUUAUCCACACAAAUCUGUGUCUUCCUGGUCCCUGCAGGAAAAGGCCUGAUAUCAAUCUGCAAACACAAGGGAAGAGACAAGAGAUGGGGAUUCAAAACAGCUACACAGUACCAGCCCAUUCAUCCGCUCUCAUCCCCGUUCCUUUUCCUUUGAUUUCAGACUCAAAACACAUUAUUUGCUCCUUUUUAUGGAUGAUUUUCAAGUGAUACUGCACGGGGAGUCAUCAAACGUUUGAUUUGUCGACUGAUAUGUGUCACCCUGCUGCAAGGCUGGCAAACAACAUCCUUUGAUCGUGUAAGUGCUUGACACGAAACAUUUUCUCUUGUGAUAAGCUUUAUAGGGGAAGUCCAGAGUGGUGGCAGACAUGUGAGAUUCAGAAAAUACAGACUGACCUAAAAAAAGAGAGAUAAAUAACUGUAUCUGUAUCUUCUUCUGGGGUUAUGUCCCACAAACAGCCAGUCACAGACCUCCAUGUAGGGGUUUAGAAGCUUCAGCUUUUACCUUAACGUUAUCUCCAAUUUGUUGUUGUCGUCAUUGUUUUUGUCUUCUUUCUAUACUCCUCUCUGCAUCUGGUUUUGUUUAUUGUCAGUCAGAUGUUGUGUGAAGGGUAAACAAUGCAGCAAGAGGCCAUAAACAUGAAUUGUGCUCGCCUGGUUGUGAAAGUGUGUCAGUGUAGGGCAGCAUUGCACAGGAGUCAGCAGGGCCUCUUGUGAUCUGGUGCAAGCCCAGCAUUGAGACAUUCUUCCACUUCAAAGCCCCCAGAGGGUUUUCUGGACACUGGUUGAAUAGAAGGAGAGGGAGGGGCUCGCAGGGGGAACAGGUGCAGUCCAUGAGGGGUAAUUCCCACUGCCAUCUGCUUUCUUUUUCGAGGUUCAGGGCUCUUUAAAUGCCCCCUGACACGCCUCAUGGCAACACACUCCCCUUAGCCUGCUACGCCAUGCUCCGUCACCAUGGCACCACGAUUUGGAUUAACCCCCUGCACAUGUGCCGAGUCACCCGUGGGGGUCUGCCUCUUUUGUGAGUGAGCAUGGGGGCAUGAGGGGGAGGAAGAGGUGAAUGGGGAGACGUGGAGCUGCAUAGAUGAGUGUGUGAAAGGACACUCGCCAGUCAUUCACUUUUGUUAAGUAGAGCAGCAGGAGUGAGCCUGAAUGAGGCCAUGUGGAAGGAAAACAACAGGAGAAUCUCUCAUCUGAGAGGUGAUCCAUCUUAUUUUUACUGACCUGAGAGUAAAAAAAUCUGCUUAUUUCAACAGGUAUCAAUCUGAACUCAAGAGCUGAGAGUCAAAAUGACGGCCAUCGAGAGCAAAGAGGAGAUCAGCGACACUGACAGUGGGAUUAUUUUACACUCUGGUAAGAGCGUUAGUAAAUCAUACAGAAAUAGAGCAUCUGAACCCCACAUAUCCUGUGUAUCCCAGGGCUGUGUAAUCAAUAUGAAACAUGAUGAUGCUGAAGAUAUGAAAGCAGCAAGCAAAAAGAUCAUUUCACAAUGUCCUCGUUCAACUUUCUUAAAUAUUCAGAGUGAAAUGUUAGAAAGACUCCUGUUAGUCACAAAUUCAAAUAAGUUAGGCGCAGUUUUGAGAGCUCAUGUUUAUUUGAAUUAAUUGUAUUUUCCCAAAGAGAGUUUGAUUUAGAAUAAAUUAAGAGAAAUGUAACAUACACAAUAAUAACAAGACACUCAGACAUUUUACUAAUAUAACAGUGACUCACUGUUUGGGGUGGGACAAGGGACUUUUCACCAUGCAGAAAGGAGAAAAAGCUAUGCAGUGAGAAGCUCUGGCAUGAACAUGACUUAACAAACAAUAUUAGAAUAAAAUACUACAAUAACAGUGUGAGAUAAGUGUACAAAAUGAUAUAAAGCACCAGCUGGAGUACUGAUAAGAAAAAUAAAAGUGCUGCUGCUCACUUGUGCCAAAGUUCGUAUACUAAAAUGUGAUUCUAAGGUGAGGUUAAAUUAUUCCUGUAUAUAGUGUAUUCAUACAGUGUAGUAAUAGUGGAUAGUGUGUAUAUGAAUAUGACCGAUCAAAUCCUGAAUACAGAAGUCUGAUCUGAUCAUCUGUGUGUCCCUGCAGGUCCUGACAGUCCCACAUCUUCUGUGAAGGACCUGAACACUAACACCAGAGCCCUGAAGCUCAAACACCAGUCUCUGGAAGAGCGUCUGGAGCUCUGUUUGCUGGAACUGAGAAAGCUCUGCAUCAGGGAGGCUGUAAGUUACUCAUACAUCAAAAUAAAAACACUACUCAGAUAUCAUUACUUUUAUUUGCUAAAGAAAUUUGUAACUUCUCUUAUUGAAUUGCCUUCGCUGCGUUUUGUAUGUACAUUUGUGUUGUAUGGUUCUCAUGUUUGAUUGAAUUUCCCUUCGGGGAUCAAUAAAGUUCUUCUAUUCUAUUCUACUUUAUUUCCUCAAAUAAACACCUUAAUCUGACAUUCACAGGAGCUAACUGGUAAACUGCCUGCUGACUAUCCUCUGAUGCCAGAUGAGAAGCUUCCCCGGGUCAGAAGGAGAAUUGGAGCUUCCUUCAAGCUGGAUGAAGGCCUGAUCCAUCUUAACAGACAGGUACAGGGUUAACCGCUGAUAGUCCUGACUGUUUUGACCAAAAAAAAAAAAAAAGAAAAGAGAGAGAGACUGAAAUCCAACAACCUUGAGUCUAAGUAAGAAUGUGUCUUUAUGUUAGGAUUCAGAGCUGCAAGCAUUGGAAACUGACUUGGCACUUCAGCGACAAAUUUAUGAGGCAGCUCGAAAACUUUCUGUGGAGGAGAACAUCAGCAAACCACAGAAGAAGAGCCGGCUCCAGCAGUGCAAGAGGGAGGAGAAGAAGGUGAAGGAGCUGCAGGAGGCUGUGUUCCAGCACAGAGUCAAGAGUGAGUGCAACUCACCCUGCAUACCCAUCUCAAGCAGCCAAUGCAAAGGUGAGUUACACUGCUGCCAUCUUCAGGCCAGACCGUGAACUGCUCAAAUGAAAAAUAGUUUCACUGUCACUUAAAAAAUGUUCCUUCUGCUUACAGAUCUGAACAUGUCUGAUGACAGUUCGCUGUCUGAUGUUGUGGCUCUGGAUGAUGGUGAGGACUUUAUUUAUACAUAGAAGCUUUUUGUUCCCUAAAUCUGCCGUAUCAGUUCUCAAAAUCUCAUUCUCCGCCUCAUACUGAUCGCUGUUUUCUGUGAUCACUCAUAGAUGUGGACUCGCCAAGCCCUCCCUCUCCUCCAGAGUCUGGCUCCUCCUUCUCAAGCCCCCCACAUCUGCCAGCCAAGACCCUUCAGCUGUCCAUGCAAUCUCCAAGCCAGCUCAGUGUGGAGUUUGAGCCCUCCCCCAUUCAGAACUCUCCAUGGAAAGAGUCCAGUCUGGAUCAGCCCUACCAGAAGGUCACAAAACCUCAAUCUGCUCACAGCAGCAGGUCCAGGUAAGAGACACAGCUGUACAUAUCAGCACAUCAACUUCAGUGCAGUAAGAGUGGAUAGUAAGGCAUGUUGCUGUCAUUCCACAUUGUGACGAUAAAAGUGUUUAACAGGAAUAUCAACAUUCCCCUUCUGUUUUUAUCAUGUGCAGCAGUCCAACAGGGACCCAGGUGUCCACAGAAAGCUGCAGGAUUCCUCUUUCUCAGUUCGUCAGGAACUCAGCCUUGCGUCAACACCAGUCCACCAGCGCCCCCUCCACCCCAGAACUGCAAAUCCGCAGACAGUACUCCCAGUCCUUCAGGUAAACAGAGAAACAGAUCCGUCUGUUCACAAAGAGCAUAGAGUGGAUUAUUAUAGUUUUUUUAAUUUUGCAUUUGUCUCCUCAGACUUCCUAAAAAUAGACCAUCAGGUGACAAGGAGCACCUCAACUCAGAAAACAAUCGGGGGCGAGCCAGGCUGCCCCAGCGACGCUGUGUAGCUGACUUCAUCGUGCGUUCUCCUGAGUACUCUCCUUUGCGGCCCUACCAGUCCAGCUCCGAGGAUAGCAGCUCUGAGCACUCCUCCUCCUCUUACAUAAGCUCACCUGGCAGAGACGGACCCACUGAGAUCCCAAAGCUCUGCCCGCCUCCUUACGGAUUCCACUUUGGAGCGCAGAAGAAAGGUCACUCGUGCUUCUCCAGCUCACAAAAGAACACCAACCAGUCUCAGCUCAGCCCCGGCUACAUCAGGCCUACAGCUGAAGACAGCCCACUCUCUCCUCAAGACCUGGACAGAGCGAAGGUCUUUCUGUCUUCGCCUCCCGUUGCUCGCAGACCGCAGCUAAGGCAGUGGCAAGAGGGAGCUUCGUCCCCAAGGAGAGUCCUAAAGCCCCCUCCGCCUUAUACGAGGCUGGUGCGAACGCCCUCCCUGAAGGAGUACCCCAACCACGCAAUCAGACUGAUGCCCAGGGAGAUUGUGUCAGAGGAGCUGAAGUCCUGGCAUCAGAGAAAUCAGCUGCAGAAGCUACGACCGAGUUGUGGGGAUCAGCUGGGCGUCAAGAGCCCCACCUCACCUCUUCUGUCUCCAUUCAAACAGGUGGGUACUGAAAAUGGAUCUGCUUACACGCUGAUGUGGUCGAACCAUGCUUUUUUUUACUUCAAGAAUGACUGACACUAUCCAACUGUUCUUUUAUCAAGUAGUUUGUAGGUUCAUGUUUCUUUUGAUGAAUAAAUUGAUAAAUCACUGAUUGUAAAUGAAUCCACAAGUUGAUUUUGUGACUCUUUCUUCAGGGUUCAGGUAACGUGGUUCUCCAGAGAGCUGCAGACGGGACUCCAGUCCAGUGGUUCAUCGCAGAGGAUGCUGAAAUAGUGAGCCAGGUGUAGCUGACUCCUGUCGUACUCUUCUUCCUUACGUUCAGUAGGAUGUGUGUUAUUCUUUAAUAUUUAUCUCUGUAUUUAUUAAGGCUUUGGACUCUCUAUGAGAUAUUUGUCGAUACAGAAAACGAGGACCUGUUGGUACCCUGAUGAGCCCAAUUCCCUCUCAUCUUUUAAUUUAAAACUUAAUGUAAGGUUUUAUACCAGUUUUAUUUAUUUAAUUUGUUUAAAUUGUCAUCUCUGGAGUGUCAGAGGUGAAAUGACAUUCAUACAAUUUCUGAAACGAGUCAAGUGGAUCAAAAGAUUUGAAACAAACUUGCUGUGGUUCGAUUUGCACACGAUGACCUCCCACAGAAACUCUGAACAUGACCCCUUUUUCUAAAAAUAUUUAAGUUUAUUUAUCUGUUUUUAAAAAUCCCCUUGGGACUUCUAUUAACAUGUUAUUACACCUUUGAAGAUGCAGUGCUCUUUAAUAUAUUUAGUUAAAAUCUAACACCUGUCUAACCUCGAUGUGUGAGCUGAAUUUUAACGUUUCUAUCCAUUUGUUAUAAUUCUUCAGUAAUACCUUCAAUGGUGGAGUGAUGAAUGUUUAAAUGCAGUAUGAAGUUAUGAUACUAAUGAAGUGAUUGUAUCAGUUCAUGUUUUGUAUAUUUAUAAUAAAAAACUACAUCUGGAAGUUAA
Xyrichtys novacula (pearly razorfish) is the source of this 8153-nucleotide messenger RNA. The record is from the annotation of a GenBank genome assembly. NCBI's taxonomy places the organism in Eukaryota, Metazoa, Chordata, Actinopteri, Labriformes, Labridae.